Molecule: messenger RNA, 1683 nt
Organism: Diplodia corticola
Lineage: Eukaryota; Fungi; Ascomycota; Dothideomycetes; Botryosphaeriales; Botryosphaeriaceae
Product: agc dmpk protein kinase
Exons: 2
Coding region: 1-1683 (560 amino acids)
Source: RefSeq, a predicted model, not a curated record
AUGGCGGACAUACAGAACUGGAUGCGGAAGACAAUUCAGCCCGUCCGAACGCGCACCCCGACCUUCCCUUUGACUUCCGACGAGCGCCGCAGCACCGUUGACGCCAGUUCUCUUUCCGAAUCCAGCACGCCGCGAAGACGUUCCGGCCCGCGCAAGAAGAUCUCUUCUUACUUCACCCACCGACCGAGCAAGUGCCUUGACGAUCCCGCGACGGAACUCUGGUCAUCUGAUGGUAUGACCAAUGAUGCUCCUUUACCCGACAUAAACACUAUGAUCGAUGCAAUCUUCAUCAAGCUCUGCGACCAGCCGUUUGACGGUCUCCCGGAACAAAUGAACAGUUCCAUCCUCCACGUGAUCGAGGCAUAUAGGAACUUGAGUGUGGAAAAGGAGCAACUUAACGACAGGCUCCAGGAGAUGGGUAACAGUCUAGAGGAGGCUCAGAUCAGAUGGGAGACAGAAGAAAAGGACUUCCGCGCGGAAAUCAAACGUCUGGAACUUAUCAUUGCUAAAGGGAAGAACGGCAUGUCGCGACUGAUGGCCUCUCGUCAAGACAGCGUCGUCAGUCGAAGGAAGGGUUUUAGAAGCAAGGCAGGCUUGAGCACGACAGCUAUCAGGGAAGCAGAGACUGUGGCAAAGCAGGAGCCACAGACAAAGAACAGUCAGCAAGCCAUGUCACCGUCCAGCAGGGAGAGGGUUCUUUCGAUUCAACUCUUCUCUACCGUCAAUCACGACAUCUCAGUGGGUACGCCUCCACUAACGAACAUCUCGAAUGCACUUGGAAAUGUUUCUGCGUUUCCAGAAGGUCCUCGGGGAUCUUUGUCUCCAGGACAGGCCGCGUCUUCAGACGACGAACGCGCUUGUCGUGGUUCCAGGACGAGAUUGAGCCCCAGCAGCGCGAUUGUGCCUUGCGAGAAGGAAGCUGGAUCGUUUCGAGAGAGCGACCCCGCUCGAGAUUUGCAGGCCAUCAAACAGAUGGCAUCUGCAAUAGCGAGCAACCGGGGCUUGAGGGCGGAACAGAUCCUACCUAAGCUGAUUGAGUUAUUCGACAAUGCAGAAGAGCACCUGGAAGUGCCUUCGACGGAAGCGGUGCAGAGAACCCCAACGAGGCACCAGAUUCGCAGACCGCCGUCCUGGAUCCCUAACGAUGAUGCUGCUGGCUGGAAAGAUUCACGCAUAAUGCCUGCAAUCAGGCCGCCUCUCCGUACCAUCGAUAGCUUCGUGUCGUCUCGCGGCGAGGCAAUGAGCGAUCUAUCAGCGAGCAGUUCAGAAGAGCUUGAAGGCGACCGCAAUGUAAGAAAGCCUUCUAAGAUUCCCAGCCCUACACAUGACAAGGGAUUAGCGCGUUCACGUCAGGAACAGCGGUCUAGCGUUGUGACGGUGGUGGCUGGCCCCGGCCGAUCAGAGGCCGAAAUGCUCUCGUCCAGCGCCAGCUCCCGCAGAACGGCAUUCCGCAACAGUGCCGAACGCCUCGACGCGAGUGUGGCACCCCGCAACAACAUGGUCCGGCAGAUGUCGCAACAGAGCAACCGUCGUUCCCUUUCAUCGUCAGCUGCGCAGAGUGGAGCCACGUCGUCUCCUGACACUGUAGCGGCGAAGUCAACCACAGCAAAUGCCCAAGUAAAGCUCACCGCCGCCACUCUCGGGCCGGACCAGCGGUCAACUGCUGCUGAAGCAAGAGACUAA